AUACCACACGCAAUCUAGUUUUAUACACUUAGUGAACAGAACAGUAACUCCAAUUAAGAAUAUUUACAGUACUGGUAUUGUGUAAUAUAAGCUCUAUACCCAAUCACUUUAUGCUUUAUAUCAAGGUUUCAUAAAUAAAAAAAUUGAAAAUAUAAAAUGAAAAUACAGCUCUCCCAAAAAAUGACCUUCCUCAAAAAUAUCCUACCCCUGUUACUUCUGCUAACUCUGAAUUCAGUUUCAUCCAUAAACACAUCUGUGGAAAAUAACCAAAGACUGUUAUGCAAAAGUGAUACUACAGAUAAUGAAGAAAUAAUGACACAAUGCUCAUGCUUUCUCAACAAUGAUACCAUAAUACUUCAGGAUACAUCUAUCAGAUAUAAGAAUGAAACUGUCUACUUGGAAAAUUCAACUACACACUGGAGACUGAGUGACUGUGCUGUAGUUCAUCUUAGUGGCCCAACUCUUCUUUCGCUGAGCAACUUACACACACUGCAACUUCACAACAUUAAGGAACUACAUAUUGCUAAUACAUUUUUGGCACAGUACAGUGCUAAAUUGCAGAUACUUGAAAUAUACAAUUCCUCCCUGGUUAAUUCUGCUAGUUCAAUCAACAUUCAUGCUCACAACUUCAAGAAAAUAACUCUCGACAAUAUGUAUUUGAGAGGGACAUUUAACCUUCUGAUUAAUACAGAAGAAAAUAAAACGUUAGACCUUAUAACAAUUCAACAUAAUCAAAUAAGUGAGCUUGGAGAAAUAAAUAUUUCAUCUCGUCAAGUUCAUGAGUUUCUCCUAGAAAACAACAACAUCGGCAGUAUUAUGACAGGUGCCAUCUUACACAACUCUGAUACUACAACAAUCUAUGGUAAUACCUUUGGGAAUAUGAGUCUCCUAUCUUUGGACGUCUCUACAAGAAAUUUUACUUUGAAAGGAAAUACUAUCAAGGAGUUUAGACAAUCUGCCAUUCGAAUUUAUGAUGCAUCAUUCAUUGAGAUCAGUGAAAAUGUGUUCUCUCAUAUAGGAGAGAACAGUUUUAUUGACCUGAGGACAGUAUUAAACAAUGGUUCAUUCUCUUUCACCUACAACCAUUUUUAUACUUAUGAAUCAGGCAGUUUACAAUUUUAUCAUACAAUUUAUAAUAAGGAUCUCACUAUAAACCAUAAUGCAAUACAUGUUCCAGUCUGUGACUGCAAGGCUUUACAAUCAAUCGAAAACAUGACAGAAGCUCAUAAUAAAUCUAUGAUGGAUUUCAAACAACAAAGAUAUAUGACAUAUGAGCUGCUACAAGAAUCUUCAGCAUGUGUUAACAAUGAUGGGGUUGAGAACAGUAUGAUGAUUUUAUGUAUAGAAGCAGAAUCAAACAUCUCAUGGGUUUCUUUAAUUGCAGGCAUCACAGGGUUGAUUAUAAUGAUCAGUUUCAUUAUCUUUCUUAUGCAAAGGAAACAAAACUGUAUCAAGAAACUUCCAACUAAAAACAAGGUUUCAGUUCCAUAUGACUAUUCAGUAAAUUUUGGAUAUUUGGAUGACAGUGAAAAUGAAGAAUAUGUUAGAAAGUAAUGAACGGAACAAAGAUAACCUCCAACAAAAUGAACCUGCGGUAAAAAAUACUCAAAAUGAUUCACAAAAUUAUUUUCAGCUUACAUUAAAGACAUUAAUGUGUAAAAAGGAACAUAACCUUUAAAAAAAACAUAGCAACUGACAGAAAAUCAAUAACAAUCUUGGCCAAUCUGUAAGUACUUGAUUUAUGAUUGCAUAUCAAAGUACAUACUAUAAUUAAAAACCUGAACUACAUGUUUGUACAACUAUACAACCUUAGGUCAUAUUUAGUGCCUGGCUUAUGACUGAAUAACAAGGGACAUCCUAUAAUCAAAAACCUGAACUACAUAUUUGUACAGCCUUGGGUAGAAAAUUUUUUAAGACCUGAUGAAAAACUUUGUACCAAACUUGAAUACAAUACCAUGAUUUCAAGCAAAGUUUUCAAGAAAAAUGGCAAAACUUUAUGCGACUUUGAACUUGACAAAAUGAUAUGUGGUCAAAAUUCUUGUAACCUGAUAGUGUUACAACCUACCGAAUGUGAUAAAAAAUAGCCAGGAUGCUACCGCAGUCAUCAGGUAAGGAGAAAUUCUGGGAACAUGCAGAGGCAAAGUGAUUACCAAAAGUUUUGCAAGGUCUUAAAAGACUCUUAAAGGGUGAUGUAAACAAAUAAAACACAUGCGUAUAUAGUUUCUGGUUUUACAAGAAAUAACCGGUGUUUUGGCUUUUUUUAAAUCUGAUAUAUUGUAGUCUUUCUAAACUUAAUUGGACUAAGAACUAGAGUGCUCACAACUACAGAUAUGUAUGCAUUCUGAGCCCUAGUUACUAUAAAUCACCCAUCAUUUGCUUGCAUUUUGAACCCAAUCUAUCAUAAAUCACCUAUCGUACAUUUUCCAAGUUUGAAUAUUGGGUUAAUUAACUAAUGCUAAAACUGAGUUUUAUGUAACUGUUCAGCAGCUGACCAGUACUGUAUUAAGAUGCAGAAAACAAACAUUUAAAAAGCUGUAUUUUUCAGGCAAAACAUAUUUUGAUUAACAUUAUUAAAAUAUCACCCAUAUUCAAUAAUUCCAGAAUAUAAGGGCAAAUGAGUAAUACUUUAAUGUUAUAUAACUUUCAUACAUCUCAAAAGUUCCUCACACUGUACUCAGGAUUAUUUAUCGUAAGCUUUCUAUUAGUAUUGCUUCAGUAGUCAUAAUUUAUUUCUUAUUCAUAUUAUAUUCUAUGUCAAUAUAACAUUGCUGCUGCCUAUCUCUCAAUUGACAAAAGUACUAAGGCUAUUUAAUUACCAAUAUAGAUUAGGUUAUCCAUAUACUGUACCUCUAUGUAUAUAAUACAGAAAAAUUUAUAAAUAAAAAUAGGACUUAC
This is a messenger RNA of Macrobrachium nipponense, 2895 nucleotides long. RefSeq lists its product as uncharacterized. The coding region runs from base 157 to 1554 and encodes 465 amino acids. Lineage: Eukaryota; Metazoa; Arthropoda; Malacostraca; Decapoda; Palaemonidae. The record is from RefSeq and is a predicted model, not a curated record. The transcript has 4 exons.